Messenger RNA from Hermetia illucens (black soldier fly), 6464 nucleotides. Its product is annotated as pikachurin. The coding region runs from base 1105 to 4971 and encodes 1288 amino acids. The transcript has 17 exons. Lineage: Eukaryota; Metazoa; Arthropoda; Insecta; Diptera; Stratiomyidae. The record is from RefSeq and is a predicted model, not a curated record.
CGAUGUCAUCAACGAACAGGAAAAUUACGUGAAUUCGCCGCGAUAGCGUGAAAGGCAUUGCUUUUAUCCUGGGCCUGAUAGCUAGCUUCCUUGCGCCUCGUCGUACGGUUAUGGUGAAAGGAAUCCAAAGGAUUUUCAAGGGGGUAGCGAAAGAACGUAAGGAGACAGUCGUAUCCCUUGGCUCUGGCUUACUCGCGUCCGGAUCGUCCGUACUACGACCAGUUGUAUUCGGACUGUUGGGGAAUCAUAUAAUUUGCAAGCGGUUGCGAGGUCCUGUGCGGAAAAUUGCUUUGCGAUUUGGGGAAAAUUUAAUUUCAGUUUGUUUGUUUUCUGGUGUUUUCUUAGCGGAUUGUGGCUCCCAAUGGUGGAGCGAUUUAUUCUGAGUUUGGUAGCGCGGAAAAAUAACAUCACGGGAUAGUGGGCGAGGAAAGUUUCCUUUGAAUACAUUCGCCAUCGGCGACUUGAAUGAAGUGAAGUCUUUGAUGUGUUGUUAACCUUUCUCCUGCGACUAGUGAGUCAUUGGAAUUAUCAGAUGUCCUGCAUAGAAUGUUGAGCCUGGGGAGGACGCAGUGAGAGGGAUCGGGAUUUUUUGACAAAUCGGUUUGAAAUCUUCAGUAAUUAAGUCUGAACCCUUUACGCUUCUGCCAGGAUCCUGCGGUCUCUGUGCUUUCUGGCGGGACAUUCCUUACAUUGAAAACCCCCGCAAAUAUCCCGAGCGCGUUGGAAUUUAACAAAUAAUGGAGCAUUUUAUCGGUUUUUGAUCUCCCCAAAAGGCGGUCAUAAAAAAACGUCGGAAGUGUGUGUUGUAUUUGUGGUUGUGGCCGUGGUCUGUGCUGGCUCCUCAAAGGUAGAAAAAAAAAUUGCAAACACCUUUCUUAGGCCCACCUGAGCGCGGAAAGGUGGCGGCAAGGCGAGGCGCACGGGAAAAAGGCAGUGUGAGGCACGGCAAGCCGAGGUAAAAAGCUUGGCAAUAGUUAAAGGAUAUGUUGUGGCAUUGUGUCGGCGACCGUCUCUAACGAUAACAUUGUGGCUGUGCCGCAAUCCGCGAGUGUCUGUGGACGUCCUAGAAUCGAUAUAAAAUCGGAUACGAAUCGUCCCAAGAAAAUGUGGCUCAAUGGAUUAAUUUACCUAACGAUAUCGGCAAUUGUUGCCGAAUGCCUGGAAUCUGAACUGACGGUGGAGGCAGCGUUUCAAGGACGAUGCGGUCGGAACAGUCCUUGCGAGCAAUUGUGCUACGAAAUCCAUUAUGGGAUGUACGAAUGUGGAUGUACCGAAGGUUUCGAGUUGGAUAAAAAUGGAUACAGUUGCCAAGAAAUGAAUUCGACAUUUUCGUUGGGCGGGGACCAUGGAUCCCGAGCCGAGGAAGACAUUCUAUAUCAAAAGGGGGUGUCGUUCAGCGCGAAACUAGAAGGUCCAUCGGAUCAAAAUCAGGCGGAUACCGAUGAUGACGAGGACGAGGAUGAUUCGCGACCGGGGGUGGAGGACAACAAGGACGAAACAGUAUCAGCAGAGAUACGUUCCGAUCAGUCAGUACUUAAGAACCAGAUAGAAAAUAUAAGGGACGUAUCACAAGGACAUGCGGCGGGUUACAGUGUUUCGAGCACAAGUACAUCAACGGAGUUCCCACAGCCUGUGGCGUCGACAAUUGUGUAUAGUAAUGGAAACGAUGACAACUUCUACGCGAAACAGGAUAUGUCGAUUUACGAUGAUGUGAAUAACAAUCGGCUCAAUAUCAGACCAUAUCGCCCGGAUACAUAUCAAAUCAUUGAGGACACCAGUGUCGUCACUACAAAUUCUGCAAUAACCCCAACGACAAGCAUAUCAUUGAUGCCUUCAGCAGUGUCGGCUGCACCAAAUGCCACGGAACCCAUUACAAUAACGUCACCGGAACCCUGCAUUCUAGAUUGCGGACUGGAAGGAGUCUGCGAGUACGUGUUGGAUGAGAGUGCGACAACGAACAGUGUCAGUGGGAUCAGUACAAUCACAAGCGGUUCCACCAUAACCGCGUCUGCUACUGUAUCCGCAAACGCCUCCGGGAAUAGCCGGAUGAGAUGUCAGUGUCCGUUCGGGAAAGCCGGAAAAGGAUGCCUAGAAGAUGCAAAAAUCAACAUUCCCCGCUUCACAAAAAAGUCCUGGUUAGCAUUCCCGGCAUUACGAGGUGCCUAUAAACACGUCCAGCUCCGUGUUGAAUUUCGUCCGGAAUCUUUCGAUGGUAUCAUCUUGCUGACAGGCGAAAGGGACGAUCUGACUGGAGAUUUUAUGGCGCUACUAAUCCAUCAAGGAUUUAUUGAAUUUUGGUUUGAUUGCGGCUCUGGAACCGGGAGUGUUCGCUCGAAGGAGACGGUCCUGCUCAAUCAGUGGAACUCCGUGACAAUCUACAGGCACCGCUGGGACGCUUGGCUCGUCCUCAACCAUGAAGCACGUGUCCAAGGCAGAUCGAAGGGUUUAUUUUCGAGGAUAACAUUUCGGGAGCCCGUUUUUCUCGGUGGCACCGGCAAUAUCACAGGACUUGCUAAGCGUCUGCCAGUCUAUGAGGGUAUGGUGGGAUGUAUUCGACGUUUUAUAGCGAACGAGCAUGAAUAUAAAUUCGAGGAGCACCCGCUUGGUGAUGUGACUAAAGGAUUCGGAAUACAGGAUUGUACCACGGACAAGUGUGUUAAGUAUCCUUGCCAGCAUGGAGGGAAGUGUUUGCCAUCGGAUCAAGGAGCGGUGUGCCUAUGCCCGCUAGGCUAUGGCGGCGACCUGUGCGAAAUGCGAUUAGAUUUGCAGGUUCCAUCUUUUAAUGGGUCGUCGUACUUGCGAUACGCACCGCUCGGAGAUAGCGCCCUAAUUUGGUUGGAAAUAGAGAUGAUAAUCAAGGCACAUCGGGGAGACGGCCUUUUACUCUACAGUGGACACGAGGACUCCGGUGAUUUUAUAGCUUUAUCAUUGAAAGACGGAUUCGUGGAAUUCUCGUUCGAUUUGGGGAGUGGACUGGCAUUCGUGAGGAGUAAAUAUCCCAUUUCCCUGGGGCAAUGGCAUUCUGUGAAAGUCUCGAGAACGGCACGGUUGGCCGUCUUAAAGGUCGACCAAUCUGAGGAAGUUAUGACAAUUUCACCGAAUGGAUUCUGGCACCUAUCGCUACCGCACAGCUUGUUCCUUGGCGGUACCCACGUUAUGAAAAGACCCCUGGUCGGUGUCAGUGACCAACAGGCAUCGUUUGUUGGCUGUAUCCAAAAGGUUGACAUUAAUGGCCGAACAUUGUCAAUAAUAUCAGAGGCACUGGGUGGAACAAACGUCGAUAAUUGCCCACAUGCAUGUGUAGCGCGUCCUUGUGGUCCGCUUGCCGAAUGCAUCCCAUUAAUGGACAAUUACGAAUGCCGAUGUAGUCCAUUCAAUUCAUUAUGCAACAAAGCGGAAGAAGUGUCCUUAAACCUAAACGCUAAUAACAAUCUAAACAAUUCCGCAAGCACCGAUAUCGACACUUCGAAUUCUAGAAGCGAACAUACCUCAACAAGGACACAUUCGAAACACACACACCAUAAGAAGCACGAAACAAUCCUGAAACAUUCCAACACACGCUACAAACAGCAUUGGAAGCACGAGAAAGCCAGCGCCUCGAAGCAUCAUAGCACUAAGGAUGUUGGAAAGGAGGCUAAAGAAUCGAAGCCAAAUGAGACGGAACGGAAACACCACAGCCAAAGAGUACCACCGGAAGACAUGGCUCUUCCAUCUGAAAGUGAUGUCGAUAAAAAUCAGGAGCCUUUCGCAGCCGGCGGAUAUCUUACAGACUAUGCUGCCGAGACAAGUAGCUACAGAAGCUUUCAGAUAGCACCGACACCGAAGUUCCAUACCAAACAGGAUUUCGAAAAAGUAACGAAAAGCCUAAAACAUCCCUCGGUCAUGCAUGAUGAUGACAAACUCCCGACUCCAAAACUAAAACAUGCUAAAUUUGGACAUGAAAAGGAGCAAGUGGAAAAGAUGGAUUUAAACCGCGUCUACCUAAAUAUAGACGACAAUGACUACAACAGCGACUACAACACGGACAAUGGAAAUUUCGAAAAAAUCAACGACGAUAUCCUGAAUGACUAUGUCGUCGAAGACAAUGGCGAGCACGAUGUCAAGUUCGAUGAUAAAAUAAAGACUGAAACGAUAAAAAUCCCUCAUUAUAAUAGUAGAAAACAUAAAAAGGACGACGAACAAAGGGACGACAUCGACAGAGAUGAUGACGAUAUCGACAUCGAUACAGAUGCGAAUUAUCUAUUUGAUGGCGAGGAAGAUUACAGAGCUAAGGACCUCAUCCGUGAUAUGAAGCGGAUAAUGAAAAAUGGCAAUAGUGGUAGCAGCAGUGCGGGUAGUAAAAACGUCGCUGCAGGAACAAGCGUCGGGCAUCAUUCGCAUAGUAAAAUCUUUGGUACUCCAAACUACAAAAGGACCGUUGGAGCGUGCUUCACAGGCACGGACAGCUAUUUCCAUUAUAACGACGCCGAGACAAUGAGCCAUGUCAUCAGCUACAAAAUUGAUUUGAACCUCAGGUUCAAGACCCGCUCCAGGAAUGGGGUGAUACUAUGGUCGGGUCGACAGAGUGCACUCGACAACGAUGACUUUUUAUCGCUAGGCAUUGAGAAUGGAUAUUUGCAUUUGAGAUACAAUUUAGGAUCAGGCGAGGCGGAUGUUCAGUUUAAUGCGACGAAAGUCAGUGAUGGACUGUGGCAUCGAGUGAGAGCAACAAGAAAACUCCAAGAAGGCUCCUUAGAGGUAGAUGGUCGUAAAUCAGUAGUUGAACGUUCACCAGGAAAAUUAGCACAACUUAACACAGAUACAGGCCUUUAUGUUGGUGGCAUGCCCAAUGUAAUGUACUUCACACGACAGCGAUACUUCUCCGGAAUCGUUGGAUGCAUAUCAGAAAUAAUCCUGGCCGGUGAGGUUCAGCUAACCCUGGAUCCAGCAACACUGGGAACAGCACACAAUGUUGAAGUUGGAAUUCUUUGAAAUUCAAUUAGAACACAAACUCCCUAACAUUAGUACAAUAUUUCCUUAUUUCAAAUGUUUUGUAAAAAAUACGAGAUUUAUAUUUCUCUACUAGCACCGUUCUUUUCUAUCGUUUGUUUUUACUUUACCUAGAAUUUGUAGAAAUUGAAAAUUUAAAGAAAAUGCAGAAAAAAAGUCACUGAAGCGUUAUAAAAAAAAAUGACAAAAUACUGUUCGGUUUUCUCUCUAUUGUGAUCAAUCCGAAGCAAAACAAAGCAUUAAUGUAAUAUCACUACGCUACUAUAUAGAUUCUGUUUUAUAUUAAAUUUUAUAUAAAAUCAAAGUAAAGCAAAAUAACUAUCAACCUUCCGCGAAGAUAGCAACUUAGCGUAUGCUAGUCCGUUUAGUACGUUUGAACGAUUUCGAAACAAGUUUCUAUCAGAAGGACACCGACGACAAGAUAACACGACAAUGGGAGAGCUACCUUAAAUUAUCACCUAAAUAUCAAAAUCAACUAAAGAUCGGGCUGCAAAGGAACAAUAUGUAUAGAACGACAAUUUUGUACGAAACAUAUAAAUCAAAAUAAUUUUUAAAAUGAUAACUAAUAAAACACUGAAUAAAACUAUAAAAAAAAACUAAAAGGACACUUAAAAAAAAUUAACAAUUAAGAAUAGGAUCUUAUGCAAAUGUUGGAAGUAAGGAAGGAUACUAGGACGAUGAACGUUUGAACGUUUUGUUGCUGAGAAUGAAUGUAAGAGAGAAGUAUUCAUAACUCUACCACCUAGAAAGAUGAAGUAAUUUCUGUUGUAGACUAAGUGAAUAUCAAAUUAAUUUAACGUCAAUUUAGGUAUACCUACAAAGAAGAGAUGCAAGAUAUUGUGAAGAAACACGUUUUUACACAGAGACAGAAACACAUUCAAUUCUACAGUGAAUAUAUACGAGUAUUUGAAAAAAUAGGAAAAUAGUCAAUUUCUAAUGUUUUUAAAAAACGCCAUCUGGCACUAAAUUUAUCAUAAAUUCUCCUACCUUCAUCCUUCAGCUUCAUUUGGAUGUUUUUUUUCAACCCUGAGGCCCAAAUGGCACGGAAUAUUUAGAGCAAUAAGCUAGGAUGCUCGUUUUCUGUGAUUAUUUGUAUAUCACCACAUAGGAAGUAUUUACGAUGCGCUUAAUGAAAUGUCACUUAGUGCAAGAACUUGCGUAUACCAUUUACGAUUGUCAUCACAGCUAGCCGGAUGAAUAACGCCAUCUUUUUAUGAUUAAUUACUAAACAUGCGUCACUUGAACCCAAAACGUCAUUCAAAACCAGUCCUCUGAGGAAGAAAGGUGUAAUCGCGAGAUUCUAGUGGCAAGUGUAGUGAAGUGUAGUGUAGUGAGCGACAUAAACCGCCAUUUUUAAAUAAACCGACGCCAACUCCCAUAAACGAUCCACAAGGCAAGUAGGAUAUCUCGCUUGGUCCGGUAAUUUUUAUACUAAAUAAUGAUAGACGAUUCCCCUCCCAACCGAUCUUGCUCCC